This is a messenger RNA of Paramacrobiotus metropolitanus, 1837 nucleotides long. RefSeq names its product mitochondrial amidoxime reducing component 2-like. Gene Ontology annotation, molecular function: molybdenum ion binding; catalytic activity; pyridoxal phosphate binding. The coding region runs from base 367 to 1557 and encodes 396 amino acids. NCBI's taxonomy places the organism in Eukaryota, Metazoa, Tardigrada, Eutardigrada, Parachela, Macrobiotidae. The transcript has 7 exons. The record is from RefSeq and is a predicted model, not a curated record.
CUCUGUGUAACCGCAUCGCAAUCAAUAAUCUCAUGGUGUGUGUCCUAAUCAACAAAUUCAACACAAGCGUUUUGUAAAGACCGUAUUGAGUUAUCUCGCUAUUUGACCCAGCAAUUACCGAAAACUCCACUACGCCUGUGAAUCGUAUACCGCGUACAGUAUACCGUCGCUGUGUAUGUGUGUAUCGAUUAGUUGUAAUCAACGCACGCAUGGCACGCGAACAGCCAUAUCACUGAUCGGCAGCUUUUACUCGUCCUCCAUCAUCCCGCAUGCAACAUUCAUAACCGUGGUGCGGAUAUAUAUGCAUGCCCCGUGUGUCAUAUAAUUGCACCCCGUAUAUCCGGUCGCUUAUCAAAUAUCAACACCAUGUUUUUUACACCCGAACGCACACCGCUGCAGGAAUUCUUGCAUCCCUCAUCCCGCCUGCAGUACGAUGCGGAGUUCUGGAAGACAGUGGCCAAGGUGGCCGUGGCGGGGGCGGUGCUGUCGGCCGGGACGAUCUGCUGUGUCCGCUACCUGAACAGCCGGUAUCCGGGAUGGUACCGGCUGCGCGGGAAGAAGCGGGGACGACUUCCGCCGCCGCGGGUCGGAGCGCCGCCUUUGAAACAAGGGGAGAAGGGAGAUGCUGCGCAGUAUGUGCCUCUUAGUACGGAGAAGAGUCAUGGAGCGCGUGUUGUCCAGUUGGCGGUGUAUCCCAUCAAGUCCUGCAAGGAGAUCCUGGUGGAGGCGUUUCACUGCGGAGAACUGGGUCCGGAAUUGCGGACGCCAUUUGGGACGGUGCACGAUCGAAGCUGGAUGGUCGUCACCGACAAGUAUCACUUCCUCUCGCAGCGCCGGAAACCCCGGAUGGCCUUGAUUCAGCCGGAGAUUGAUGGCGCAUUCCUGGUGGUGAAUGCCCCAGGGAUGUCGCCACUUCGAGUGCCUAUUCAGCCCGAUCUUUCCACCGCCAAAGUUGUCACGUCCGAUGUUUGGGAUCAUCAAAUUUCGGCGGUUGAUUGCGGUGACGAGGCGGCGGAAUGGUUUGUGACAUUCCUGGAGGAGCCUGGACUCCGUAUGGUGCAUCAUCCGCAUCAGUUCGGCGGACGAGGGAUGCUGGAAAUGGAUCAACAAGUUAUGAAGAUCGAUCGCGAAUUAUGGGAGAAAAAAGACAAGUGCACUUUUGCCGAUGGUGCUCCUUAUUUACUGUUAAGCCAGGAAUCCGUUAGUGAGCUCAGCCGGCACACCGAUACUCCCGUGCCGUGGAUCCAUUUCCGACCAAAUAUUCUUGUCGGAGGAUGCCCGCCCAAUAACGAGGAUUACUGGUGGCGAUUCCGAAUUGGAUCAGCUGAAUUCCGUAACGCCAAACCAUGUUGCAGAUGCGUGGAGACCACGGUUGAUCCAAAAACCGGGACAUUCGCGAGGAAAGAUGUUCUAGAAACAUUGAAGGCCUAUCGCACCAAUCAAGAUCCCGCAGUUGAUGAUGUCCUGAAAUUCGGACCCCUGUUUGCGAUAAACUUAGGCGUUGACCAGACUGGUCCGUGCUCCGUUGGCGAUGUUAUAAUACACCUUCCCGAUUAAAUAACGAUUCCUUUAGUUGUUAGUGGAGAUUUACUUUUAUAUGGACUUUGAUGAAUUUUGUAAAUGUUUUUUGUGUAUUCUGAUGCCUACCAGUGGUACAUACGUAUGUUGUUGUUUUUGAAUUGUGUCUUUGAACUGCGUGUCAGCGAUUUAUUUAAAGCUCACCUCCACCGUUUCCGCACAAUUUAUCAUGACCUUCGUUUUCAGUCUGGUUGUUCCUUAUUAUUUGUGAACCACAGAAUUGUUCAGCGGAAAGCCGCGCAAAUGAAUUUCGUACGUA